AGUCCAUCAACUACCAUCACUUCGAUUGAAGAAGAACAAGGAACAGCAUUCGAAGAAAAAAUAAAAAAGGCUGCAAGUAGUCAAGAUAUGAGUAAUCUAUUACAACCCGAAGCCUUGGAAGGGCGUAUGUUAUUCGCUAUUCCCAAAAAAGGAAGACUAUAUGAAAAAUGUUUAGAGCUUUUGCAAGGUGCCGAUAUACAAUUCAAACGUGCUCAUAGAUUGGACGUUGCAUUGGUACAAAAUCAUCCUAUCGCUUUGGUGUUCUUGCCAGCUGCCGAUAUCCCACGUUUCGUCGGAGAGGGUAAUGUUGAUUUAGGUAUCACUGGUCAGGAUAUGGUGGCCGAAGCAGGCGAAACAGUAUCCAAGCUGGUAACGGAAGAACUCCAACUCGGAUUCGGAAAGUGUAAGCUACAAGUGCAAGUGCCAGAGAGUAGCACAUCAAUCAAAUCAGUAGAAGAUCUAGUUGGCAAAAAGGUGGCUACCUCGUUCGAUUAUCUAGCAGGUAAAUACUUUGCCGAUUUGGAAGCAAAAUUGGGCAAAUCAUCUAGCGGUCAAUCAGAACUACAAACAAAGAUUGAAUAUGUCGGAGGAAGUGUAGAAGCUGCAUGUGCUUUGGGAUUGGCAGAUGGAAUUGUUGAUUUGGUAGAAUCAGGAGAAACGAUGCGUGCAUGCGGUUUACAUGAGAUCGGUACUUUACUCUCAUCACAAGCAGUUCUCAUCAAAUCUGCAGCACCACAUGCACGCAGCAAUACAGCUUUGAUCAAUUUGAUCACUUCGCGUAUACGAGGUGUGAUUGCUGCUUCACGUUAUGUUUUGGUGACGUAUAAUGUCAAAAAUGAACAAUUGGAGGAAAACUUGAGAAUCACACCAGGAAGAAGGGCUGCAACAGUGAUGCCUUUGGACGAUAAAUUGUGGAAUGCGGUUCAAGCUAUGGUUUUGAGAAGUGAUGUUGCAGUAGUGUGUGACAAGUUAGAAUCGGCAGGAGCACAAGAUAUUCUCGUUAUGCAAUUGGCAAAUUGUCGUAUCGAAGGCUCAAUGUGAAAAAGCAGAUGAUGUACAGGAGUGUGAUGGCAAUGUCAAUAUAUAGAGAUAGAU
This is a messenger RNA of Meira miltonrushii, 1095 nucleotides long. RefSeq names its product HisG-domain-containing protein. Gene Ontology annotation, biological process: L-histidine biosynthetic process. Gene Ontology annotation, molecular function: ATP phosphoribosyltransferase activity; magnesium ion binding. The transcript has a single exon. NCBI's taxonomy places the organism in Eukaryota, Fungi, Basidiomycota, Exobasidiomycetes, Exobasidiales, Brachybasidiaceae. Gene Ontology annotation, cellular component: cytoplasm. Bases 88 to 1041 code for a protein of 317 amino acids. The record is from RefSeq and is a predicted model, not a curated record.